Messenger RNA from Entrophospora sp. SA101, 912 nucleotides. The record is from the annotation of a GenBank genome assembly. NCBI's taxonomy places the organism in Eukaryota, Fungi, Glomeromycota, Glomeromycetes, Entrophosporales, Entrophosporaceae.
AUGAACCAUACUCCCAAAAAUGCAGGUGAAGAUAAAAUAAUUAAAAUUCACAAGUACAAAACUUCUGAUGAUAAUAAAGAAAAUUAUUUGCAAUAUAAUGUUGAAAACGUUGAACGAAGAAAUCGUAGCAAGAGGCUUAAUUUUGGUCAAAUGUUUAUAAGACAUUCUUUACCGGCGCUUAAAUUACAUCCACAAUAUUUUAAAACUAAGUUUACAAAAUCUGAAAUUCGAGCAUUGCAUCGUCCAACAAUUCAAGUUCCAGUCGGAGAAAUAAGGUCAGAUAAUGGUGAAAAAAGGUGGACAAAAGAAUAUAUAACUGAUCCUUCAGUAAUUAAUGCGUAUAUUCGUCAAAGACAAGUUAUUGAAGAACAAACAUUAAAUACUGAAACGUUGGAGCCAACCAAUGAUGAAGAAAGAAACGAACGAUUAAAAAAGAGAAUUCAAGAUCAGUUGGCUAGAUUAAAACGAAAUCAAGAGAGACGCCAGCAACGUCUGGCUGUUCGUGAAGCUAAAAAAGCUGCCAAAUUAUCUGCUGCUGGUAACGUUACUUCUGCAUCAUCUAUCGUUAAAGAAAAGAAGACUGAAACAACAAGACGAUGUGGAAAUUGUGGAGCUUUAGGUCAUAUGAAAACAAACAAGAAAUGUCCAUUAUAUAAUACUAAAAAAGCUGCCAAAUUAUCUGCUGCUGGUAACGUUACUUCUGCAUCAUCUAUCGUUAAAGAAAAGAAGACUGAAACAACAAGACGAUGUGGAAAUUGUGGAGCUUUAGGUCAUAUGAAAACAAACAAGAAAUGUCCAUUAUAUAAUAGUAAUAAUAUUCCGUCGGAAUCUUCUACAACCACUAAAAGAAUUUUGACGACAACAGCAGGGUUUGAACCUGCGCUCCCAAUGGGAAUCAGAUUUCAAGUCUGA